Epithele typhae is the source of this 1377-nucleotide messenger RNA. RefSeq lists its product as uncharacterized. The record is from RefSeq and is a predicted model, not a curated record. The transcript is spliced from 19 exons. Bases 1 to 1377 code for a protein of 458 amino acids. Gene Ontology annotation, molecular function: structural constituent of cell wall. Lineage: Eukaryota; Fungi; Basidiomycota; Agaricomycetes; Polyporales; Epitheliaceae. Gene Ontology annotation, cellular component: fungal-type cell wall.
AUGCCGCUCUCGCUCGAAGGAGUGGAGGCGCACCCGGCGUCCUACAUCGGGCCGCAGUUCGUGACGAUCGGGCUCCAGAUGCUCCAGACGGGCGUGCUCUUCAACCAGGUGUACGCCUUCUGGCUGCGCGCGGAACGCGAGGUCGCCGUCGUGCGCGCGCUCGCCGCGUUCGUGUCCGUCGUUGCCUUCGCGCAGACGGCGUUGACGUUCUUCGGAGCGUGGAGAGUGUUCGUGCUGAACUUCGGGAACUGGUACGUCGGCGUCGGGUUCUUCUGGGUCGACAAGAUCCAAUCUAUCGUCACGGUCAUCAUCGCGUCUCCGGUUCAAGCCUUUCUGAUAUGGAGGUGCUGGGUCCUGGUCAACCGCAACAUCUUCGUCUUGCUGACCCUCUCCGCGCUCCUUCUCGCUACCCUCAUAUCGAGCGUGUUCGUGACGAUCACGACGCUCCAGUUCCACUUUGGUAUCGUGCAGGUCCAAGAGGGUCCUUUGCCUGAAGUAAUGAUUAAUCCGACCUUCGUCCUCUGUCUGACAUGUUCUGCUUUGCUAGACGUCCUCGUCACUGGGAUAUUGCUCACGUUCCUGGCCCGCUCAAAGAAUGCCGUUACUUCCUCAAGGUUUCGUCGCAUCAUGAGACGUUUGACGGUCCUCAUAUGGGAAGCCGCUCUCCCUCCAGCAAUAUGCGCGACGAUAACCGUCGUGACAUAUCUUACAAUCGUGAACAAGAACUACUGGGAUCUCACGUUCCAGGGCGUUCUGGGGAAACUAUAUGCGAUCUCCCUUUUCGUCACGCUAAACGGCCGCGCCGAGCUCCAGAACGCGCCGCACUCGGGCGUAUCGACACAACGCAUCUCAAACAUGGCCUGGACGUCUCCCAUCCGCGUCGACCUGUCUACCCAGCUCCCGAGCGAUGUGGAGCGGGACGCGCAGUCCGGCGGGACGACGGAGACGACGGAGGACCGCAGCGUCAUCGAGACGCCGAUGGACGCCGUGGCGAACGACCUGGGAAGCCACGGCGAAAUGCUAGCCGUCAAGACUCUCGCUAUCACCUUCCGCCCCUCGCUCAUCGCCAUGUUCGCCCGCCUCGCCGUCGUCUCCACCCUCGCGUUCGCCGCCCUUGCUACGGCGACCAAGUGCAACACUGGCCCCGUCCAGUGCUGUGAGAGCCUGGAGAGUGCGAACUCUGCUGCCGGUUCUGCGAUCCUGGCGGCGAUCGGUGCGACGCUGCAGAACACGAAUGUGGCGCUCGGGCUGAAGUGCUCGCCGAUCGGCGUGGUCGCUGUCGGGUCGGGCAACGCUUGCACGACCAACACGGUGUGCUGCGAGAACAACAACAUUGGUGGCGGCGUAUCCGCUGGCUGCAUCCCGGUCACGCUCUAA